UGACACGAGUCGAACGACAGCGAACAGUUUUGCGUAUUGUGUUGUCUACCUUCUUGUUCACACGGAAUUCUAUGUUUAUGCAGGGCAGUUUGCUGUAAAAGAUGGCUAAAUCUCAGGCAGCGGUUGUCUACGACAGAAAGCACACUGAGGAAGAGAGUUGUGAGAGUGACAUCUGGGAUGACACAGCACUCAUCAAGGCAUACGAUCAUGCAGUAAAUGCAUUCAAAGAUGAAAUGACAGGAACAAAUCCAACGUUAAGGGCAGGAAGUGAAUCUGAAGGUAGGCUCACUCCAAAGCAUCGCAAAAAAAACAAGAAGAAAAAGCAGAAGAAAAACAAGUCGAGCAAGAAGAAUUUUAAAGCAAGAAGGAGGUGGCAAAUCGGGGAUAAGUGUCUGGCCGUUUACUCAGAGGAUGAGCAGUGGUAUGAAGCUCUGAUAGUAGACAUUGACACUGACUACACCGUAUGUACGGUACGCUUUAUUGGCUAUGGUAAUGAAGAAGAGAUGGUGCUCUCAGACCUCUUGCCUAGGAAUGCAUACAAGUCGUCACAACAAGAGUCCAUCGAAAAUGGAUAUGAUAGUCAAGCAUCUUCAAACAUGGACUGGCAUGACUCUUCCCGAUUGCAAUCACAAGUAUCAAAUCAUCAUCAUCAUCGUCAUCGUCAUCACGAUGAUAAUAGGCCACAUGCGCCACAAUCUCACCCACAUCCACUAUCCCCACAUGCCGACUGUCCUCUGUUCCCCAACUUCCAUGGGCCACCACCACUGAUGUGUCCUCCUUCUGCUUCGAUGAUGCCUCCCCCUUUCUUCCUUCCUGGAGGUGGCAUGCCCUUCCCCUUUUCUAUACCAGGUACCAGCAUGCCGCCUCCCUUCUCACAGGGACUCUCGGGUGCAUAUCCGCUCUUUACUAGUGCCGAAUUUAUUCCACCAGCCCCACCAAUACCAUCGGUGCCUGAGGGAGGUGAUAUUGAUAACGAUGUACUCUCUAGCAUGCUAAUCUCUUGGUACAUGUCUGGCUACCAUACUGGUUAUUAUCAGGGACUGAAGACUGCGAAGCUAGAAGCAUUGAAGAAGAGGAAGGAUGAUGUUCCUCAGCAAGAUGGUGUCUCUAACUCGCAGGGUCAGGAUCCUGAUGCACAGCAACCGAGCACGAGUAAGAUUGACGAGAAGUCCUAAGACGUAUCUGUUUGUUUACGGAAGUGAUGCACGAGGAAGCUGAAAAAUGAAAAUCUCGACAGGUUUAAAUAGACACAGUUUGAUGUUUUAACAUGAAUACUUUUAUCAGUACCUAAUUUUGAUCAGAAAAUGCUUCUGUGUUAUGUAAAUUCCUUACGUCCCUAAGCACAUUUACUGUAUUUGUGGAUGCUAAAAGUGGUUAAACAGUAUAUAUAACGCACUGUAUUUUGUAUUUGGAUACAAUCAUUUGUACCUUCAUACUGUUCGUGAUGGUAUAUGGUUUACUCACAAAUACCUUGUAUAUUUUGGCAAUGUUCUGCUAAACCUAUUUUAUUAGGAAAUGUAACUGAGAUAUUUUCUUAAGAUUAAAGAGUUGAUUGUCGUUCAUGUAAUACAUUGAGCUAAUAAAUCUGUCAAAUUUGUUAAAAAAUUGUGUCCUACAAAGCA
Messenger RNA from Priapulus caudatus, 1622 nucleotides. RefSeq names its product survival motor neuron protein-like. Gene Ontology annotation, cellular component: cytoplasm; nucleus. Lineage: Eukaryota; Metazoa; Priapulida; Priapulimorpha; Priapulimorphida; Priapulidae. Bases 102 to 1175 code for a protein of 357 amino acids. The transcript has 2 exons. Gene Ontology annotation, molecular function: RNA binding. The record is from RefSeq and is a predicted model, not a curated record. Gene Ontology annotation, biological process: mRNA processing.